Messenger RNA from Pocillopora damicornis (cauliflower coral), 1550 nucleotides. RefSeq lists its product as uncharacterized. NCBI's taxonomy places the organism in Eukaryota, Metazoa, Cnidaria, Anthozoa, Scleractinia, Pocilloporidae. The record is from RefSeq and is a predicted model, not a curated record. Gene Ontology annotation, molecular function: metal ion binding.
AUGAAUAAAGGGACUCUUUAUUCUGAAUGCAAGUCAUUCAAACUGAGUAAAUCAUUUUGUUUGUGUUCUUUCUCUUUUCAGCCAAGCUCAUCAAGGAACAACUGUACACUGUGUAAUAAAGCAUUUUCAGUAACUGAGAUAAAGUCUCACUGCAAAAUUUGUGGAUCAAUAAUAUGUUCAUUUUGUUCGCAAGAAACUCUUAUCUUGUAUCCCGCGGGAGAAUCAGCUGCCGUACAGUGGUCUCUCAUCAACAUUAUUGGUUCCCCGGAUAAAGAACCAGCCGGUUGUUUGUAUCUGCGAGUCUGUAACGCUUGCCAUAGGGAAGCCGCAGAAUUGCAGGGAAAUACCGUUAUUGAUGGACCCACUGUGGGGUCAAUAUUAGAUGAUAUAGUCAAAACCAACUCAACUCUUACACGACUUCAAGGGAAAAUAAGUGACGUGCUCCCCAAGUAUGGGUUACUUGUCGACGCCGUUGAAGCGAAGAGUGAUUUGAAAGGAUUGGUGCCUGUUGAGAGCAGUCCAACUCAGACACUCGCCAAAUACCAUUUGGAUUUGUCUGAUUUAUUCACGCAAUUUGCGGUUGAUAUGCAAGGCCUCCGACGACUUAAACCGCAAACUAACACUCAAUUGAAGCUCGCAAAGAAUGUGACCAGCAGUAUGAUUAAUUUUUACUGUGAUAGCAUUCCAGUUUUUCGGGAGAGCAAAAAACGUUUGUUUGAAAUACUUCCAGAGGAAAUGUUGGAAAAAGUGCAAGUGAUUGUGGAUCAAAAUGCCAUAAACAGCUCGUACAUCUAUGUCAGACAGCUUGGUCUCGAAGCUUUGUUAUUGUCAGACAAACAUCAGUUCGACAACCAAGUUGCCGUAUUCUUGGCAGACUGCGAGAACGUUUGCCUUGAAGAUUUGAGGAGACAAAUUGAGGCUUGUCGAGAGGACUGGGACCAACACCAGAAACUUCUCCGCGAGCUGCUUCGAAGCAACGUCAAGGAACAUCGCCUAAUCAUUCCUUCUAAGAGACUCGCUGCGACACGAGGUGCUAGUUAUGUUGAAGAGUACCUAUUUGAACGCUGUUUUCUCAUCGUGGCAAAGACAAUUCAUCAAUUGAAUGCCAAAACAACAGAGAAAAAGUUCUCGUCUUCCAAGAAAGCAUUGCAAAACUUGAAUGAACAGCUUACGCGUUUGCUGACAAGCAUUGAUUAAAAAUAUCAUGUUGUGAUUACAAAUUUACUAAUCAAACGAAAACGCUACAUCUGUAAGCAAGGGGUAUCGGUCCCCAAGGGAACCUCGAGUGAUGUCUGCCUCUACGCAAAAAUGAAUCAUGUACCUUCUGAACGUAAGACACAUUAAAAUUCUUUUAGAGUACUUUUUUUAUUAACUCUUUUUUAUAUACAACUUUCUUGUUUAUAUGUGCCAAAGUCAUGGUCUGGCUACGCACAACACACUAUAUUCGUAACGUCUGCCAAGAGAAGAAGUACUAUAAGUUGCAAUGACUUAUGAAGACAUGACUUUUUAUCCAUUUUUGAUAUAUUUUUAAAGCAAGAUUUUUCUUAAAA